Endocarpon pusillum Z07020 is the source of this 3204-nucleotide messenger RNA. RefSeq lists its product as uncharacterized. The coding region runs from base 1 to 3204 and encodes 1067 amino acids. NCBI's taxonomy places the organism in Eukaryota, Fungi, Ascomycota, Eurotiomycetes, Verrucariales, Verrucariaceae. The record is from RefSeq and is a predicted model, not a curated record. Gene Ontology annotation, molecular function: protein binding. The transcript has a single exon.
AUGUUUGCUCAGGAGCGCAUCGCGAAGACCAUCGAUCAUAUUGAGCGGGAGGACUCCCUAGGCGAUAUAAAGAUGUUCUUGGAAGCUAGAUCCCAUUAUCUUCCCGUGGCAACCGAGACAGCUCGCCAUGAUCUAAUCAACCAGGUCUUAGAGAAGUCAGACGGUAAUUUCCUGUGGGCGUCACUAACCCUUAGAGAAUUGGAAGAAACUAGUAGUGAAGAGCAAAUCUUAGAGGUCUUAGAGUCAGUCCCAGAAGAGAUGGAUGACGUUUAUAAACGAAUUCUUGACAGGAUAUUGGCUACUCCUAGAAACGUCGAGCUCGCAAAGGCCAUCCUUCGGUGGGUUGUGUGUGCUGCGAGGCCCCUGUUGGCGGAAGAACUAAAAGAAGCAAUAAAACUAGAUAUUCACGAAACACCUCAUAACAUCGAGAAAGACGCUGGCACAAUCUGUGGGCACCUGGUAAUCGUCGAUAACAGGCAGAGGGUGCAGAUAGCUCAUCAGACCGUCAGAGCGUACCUAGUCCGAGACGGAUUAUCAUCCUACUUUGCAGUUGUUCGACCCCAGGCCCACUCUAGACUCGCAGAAGUAUGCGUGAAGUAUCUCUGUGGGGAUGAGAUGAAAACCCCUCGACACCGUCGAGGCAGUGCGACUUCCCGAGGCCCCAAGAGAUCAGCGUUUUCUGACUAUGCGGCCAAGCAAUUCUCCGAACAUGUUGUCAGGUCUUCUUCUGCUAUAGACCCCCCCUUCAUCGCUUUGAACUCGUUCCUCCGAGGUAAUGUCUUGACCUGGAUCGAGUUCAUCGCCGCUACCCAGGACCUUAGUCCCUUAACGCAGACUGCGAAGAACCUCAAAAUAUAUCUUGACCGACGCGCGAAAUAUCGUUCUCCCCUUGGUCAGGAAGUCAGCAAUGUCUCUGCUUGGGCCAACGAUAUAAUACACCUUGUCGCACGAUUCGGGAAGCCCUUGUUGACGCACCCUUCUCCGAUCCAGUUUCUUUUACCUUCGGUCUGUCCUCCUGAAUCCAUCAUUUUCAAAACGUUCAAAGACUACCCACGGAGCCUACAGUUGGUGGGUUUGUCACAGAAGGACUGGAACGACCAGCUUAGUUGCACCAUAUACCCCCAAACCCAAGCGUACUGCAUGGCUUGUUGCGAUAACCGUUUUGCCGUUGGCCUAUCUGAUGGAUCCGUCAGAGUCUAUCAUGAAGUCACAUGCCAGGAAGAGCUCCGACUCAUCCAUGGCGAGGGCGUGCGUCACCUAGUUCUCUCAAACUCAGGGACCCAUCUGGCUGCUGCUGGCCGUAAGAAGAUUAAAAUGUGGGACCUCAUCACAAGCACACUAUUGUGGACUGCCACUGCUCCUGACAUCCUUCUGGCCAUGGAGUUCAACGAUGCUGGGACAAUCCUUAUGACGACGACUAGGACUGAAUUCAUGAUCUCCCUACGUGUGGACAUUGGUGAAGUGGACGACAAGGUUCAAUUCUCGGAUAUCUUCGAGGAUGACCCGGUGGAUGAAGACCACAAGCAAAGGCCUGCAAAGCUCGCUAGCAGUUAUCGGCGGCCCCCAAACCUGACCGUAUUCUCCACAAAACUCAAUCUAUUGGCCGUUGCAUAUCGCGCCCGGCCUGUGACCUUCUGGGGCUUGAAUGACAGUUCAUAUGUUGGUCAGCUAUGGAGGACUUCUGACGAAUUUCAACUUGCCGUCGUCGCCCUAGUGUUCAACCCUAAUCCAGAUGUCAGUCUCGUCGCUGCCGCUUAUCAGGAUGGUUCAAUUCUGACCUUCGACCCAUGGACACAAUGUAAACACGGAGAUACAGGCCCCGUUGGGGCUAUGAUUCUUGGGGCCUCACCCGAUGGAACGAUCCUUGCGACCGCCGAUUUCACAGGAGUCAUUACAUUGUUCGACUUCGAGACUUUGAGACUGCUAUAUAAAGUUACUUCUGUAGAACAAAGCGUUCGUCAAAUCGUUUUCAGCAGUUCAGGUCUGCGGUUCUACGACGCUCGAGGAGACCGCUGUACUGUUUGGGAACCUUCCGUUUUAGUACGUCGUAAUGAUACCGGGGACGAUUCCAGCUUGGAUUUCAGUGAACAAGUCCCUUCAGGUCCGGAAAUCGUAAACAAUCGCACAUCUGACGAACGUCUUGCGCUAACCGUCUUCACCGCUCAUCACGAUGGGGAAACCAUCUUCUGUGGUCGUGAAAGUGGCGCCGUUGUGGCAUAUUCCAGCAAGACAGGACAACCAUUCCAAGAACUCUUCAGUCAUAGGAAAAACAUCGGCAUACUCCUCCUGGGGUGGAAUGAAGCGGCAAGCUUACUUGCAAGUGUAGACCGGUCGGGUUAUAUCUUGGUACAAAAGCUCACCUUCAACCCUGGCAGAAAUUUCGAUGUUGCGGAUCCUAUCUUGGGCCGUAAGUCAGCAUCUCCUGUGCACCAGGUCCUCAUAAAUCUUGAUGGAAACCGGUUCCUUGUCUCCACAGCCGAGACGGACGAGGUCUGGAGUUUAGAGAACGACUCAUUAGUUCGCUCACAUACCGUCACUGUAGCGAGAGGCUCGUGGAAGUGGGCCAACCAUCCCACUCAACUUGGCAAACUACUCCUAGUGAGUGGAGAUAGAGUCAAGAUCUUCGAUUGGAAUGACGGCAGCGAGCUGUCACAACCGAAUGGCAUUGGUCUUGGACUCCAAAGAUCCGAAGAUGUUGCUCUCAUCGAUGUUAUUCUCUCACCACGAGCUCGAGGUCUCUGCAUUUUUCAGACUGGUUCCAGAGUUACCACCAAUAGCGUCCCAGCUCUUCGUUUAUGGCCCGCCGAAUCCAUAUCACCAGAAACCACUCAAAUAAAAUGUCUGGCCGACUACGACGAGCUGGCCAAAGACAUCAAGGCUGUCAUCGAAAUCUACAGAACCCAAGUGAUAUUCCUAGACCACAACGGUUGGGUAUGCUCAAUCGACAUCAACAGCGUCAAUGCGGCACAGAAAUCGUUCACCAGACAUUUCUUCAUCCCGUUCCAGCUGCAUGGCACCACGGGACAUUUACUGAUGUUGGUCACGAACCGUGGAGCUGUCGCGCUGGCGGUGGGAGAUGAGUUGGCUGUGUUUCAUAACGGAUUGAGUUUUGAAGAACAUGUGGGUUUGGGGGGCUCACCUCUGGUGUCGGCGAGGCCGUCGAUGAGGUCGAAUCUCAAGAGGUUUCGGUCCGCUCCAACGUGA